Molecule: messenger RNA, 2371 nt
Organism: Plectropomus leopardus (leopard coralgrouper)
Lineage: Eukaryota; Metazoa; Chordata; Actinopteri; Perciformes; Serranidae
Gene: eif2s2
Product: eukaryotic translation initiation factor 2, subunit 2 beta
Biological process (GO): translational initiation; formation of translation preinitiation complex
Cellular component (GO): eukaryotic translation initiation factor 2 complex
Molecular function (GO): mRNA binding; translation initiation factor activity; translation initiation factor binding
Source: RefSeq, a predicted model, not a curated record
ACGCUUGCGCACUGCAGAUCCAGCGCUGAUGCAAGAAAUUUUCGGCGCAGCCUUGUGGGACAGAUCGAGGAACAAAAAGUAGCCAGAUUUCAGUCACUUUCCAGCCCGCAAACAUGUCAGGAGACGAGAUGAUUUUCGAUCCUAACAUGACCAAGAAGAAGAAGAAAAAGAAGAAGCCCUUCAUGCUGGAUGAGGACGGAGGAGAAGGGAUGGGAGGAGAAGAGGCUAAAGAGGUGGAGGCAAAGGAGGCAGAGCCAGAGACCGGAGACGACAAGGAGCUGGAUCUAGAUGAAGAUGAAGGCAGGAAGAAAGAGCCGUCCGAUGAUUUAAACGACUUGAACUUCUUCAAUCAGAAGAAAAAGAAAAAGAAACCCAAGAAAGUAUUUGAUAAUGACGUGGAGGAGGGACUAAAGGAACUGAAAAUCGAGGGAGAGCAGGCGGAGGUGCUGGAGGAGGACAACCUGGACCUGAUGCUUCCUACCAAAAAGAAGAAGUCAAAGAAAGUGGACUUUGAUGAGGGAGAGCCGCUGGAGAAGGAUGAUGCGUUGGAGGACGAUGAGGGGAAGAACAAUGAUGGCAUUUCAUUCAGCUCCUCCACAGGACCGGCCUGGGCCGGCACCGAAAGAGACUACACUUAUGAUGAGCUCCUGAACCGAGUCUUCAACAUCAUGAGAGAGAAGAACCCCGACAUGGUGGCCGGAGAGAAGAGGAAGUUUGUCAUGAAGCCUCCUCAAGUGGUGCGAGUGGGAACCAAGAAAACCUCCUUCGUCAACUUCACAGACAUCUGCAAACUGUUGCAUCGUCAGCCUAAACAUCUCCUCGCUUUCCUGCUGGCUGAGUUGGGAACAAGUGGAUCCAUAGACGGAAAUAACCAGCUUGUGAUCAAAGGCAGAUUUCAACAGAAACAGAUAGAAAAUGUGUUGAGAAGAUAUAUCAAGGAAUACGUGACGUGUCACACCUGCCGCUCCCCUGAGACCAUCCUGCAGAAGGACACUCGCCUCUAUUUCCUGCAGUGUGAAACGUGCCACUCCCGCUGCUCCGUCGCCAGCAUCAAGACCGGCUUCCAGGCUGUGACGGGCAAGAGGGCGCAGCUCCGCGCCAAAGCCAACUAAAGACCAUCGGAACUGGGCUCCCCCUCCUCUCUCGGCCUCCCCUUUCCCCUCAGAAGGGCCGAAGCUCGGGUCGGACGCCCCUUUGAUUCGCUAAAAGGACUCUCUGAAUCGAACUGCGGGAGGGUUUGGCUGUUGUUUAGUUGUGGCCUGGCCUGACCGGGCAGGGAGUGAGAGAGUAUCUAGCGCUGACAGAUGAGGUUCAGGCAGCGAAAGCAGAUGAUGUGUACCACACACACUGUUGGAUGCAUUUGAUUUGUUGUCUGGCUGAUGAACCCUCCACCUCCUAGGUUGUUAUUUUUCAUUUGCUGUGAUUCUUGAUUCCUGCAAGAAAACCCUGAUUUAACAUGGCUUUCUCAUUCUUUCCUCUCCAGCUUAACAUACACCACACGUGAAUCUUUCUUUGGAUAAGGAAUACAUCUCUUUAUUCAGUCAGCCAAAGUGUAGUUAAGCUAUGUCGAUCUACAAUCACAGAGCCAAGUUUCUCUGGUAGUUGUAUCAGUGUGGCUCAUGUGGUCACCUGGUUUUACCUGAAUUCCACAUUGCUUAAACUCAAGGUUGUGUUCCUUUUUCUGGUCUGGCCCUAAAACACAAAACAUGCCAGUCCAGAGUUUUCUGCUCUGGCUUUUUAAAGAUAGAAAUCAGCAGGCUGGAGUACAUGCAGGAAGAAUCGUCAGUGUAACUAGUCUGACAGGCUCAGGCACGGAGCUGGUUUUGAUCAUCUUAUAGCAGGAGUUGACCACCAAGUCAAACAACUAGGGGCUGCUGAAGCAGGGAGCACCCUCUCACUGAUGACUUUAAUAGAGAGGUUGUGUGUGAGACAGAUAGAAAUUAAACAGUGUGUUUAUGAGUGCUUUGUGACAUUGAUGAGCAACUGUGUACUUCAUUAUUUCUUCCUUUGACCUUUGAAGUGGAAAUCAACACAUUUUAUCAAAUAUUGGCGAUCUGGUGUUAAAAUGAAUAAAUCAGUUUUGUUAAGAAGAGCUCAUGCCAGUCCCCUAACACAAACACCUAAAUGCCUCCCCCUAUAAACAGCCAGAUCAGUGUCCGCUAACAGAUCUUUAUUUUCAAGUGUGAUUCUAGAAACUUACACCACAAGCCAGCUAGGAUAUGAAGGGUAUCAUUCCAUAUUGAAUAAUACAUGACGUGCAUGAUACUGGCUCUGUUCUUGUUUUAGAGGAAUGUGGAUAAGAAGGUCUGGCUUGAAUCAUUUUAAAACCUGGUUUUUACAAAAAUAAAAUAUUCUACUCUCUCUCUCUCCA